AGUACAGCCUAUAGACCAGCUGUUACUGUAAUAUAAUUUGAGUGUAGUCUGUGUCUGUUUUCAAGUGUUUUCUAGUUACUAUAUACUUCUUGUUCUACUUUUUCCUACACGAGGGGUGUUCUCGCGCACGUGAGUUCUAAAAAUACACCCUCAGCUGUCGUUUGCGAAACUUCAAGUUUCCUGUUGAAGACGGCCGUAGAGAAAUGUUCUUCGUCUGAAAGAACGUCAUAAGAUCGAUACCGUAUAGCGUUAUCGAAGGACUAAAGUCUGUUGUUAGUAUCAAGCUAUGGACUUACAGCCUAACGCCAAUCUAUGUCGUUUCUACGUUUACUUUUUUGACUUUUUUCACAACAAAUGAAGCAUGUAGCGGCCAGACCAGUAUCAAAGCAUUCAGCGAUAAAGAUAGACGACGAAGAGAAGCGACUAUACGAGGUUUUAACGGCGGUGAGAGGUUUAAACUAUUAUCAAGAGACACGUCUCUAAUGAGAUUACUUUUAUUCUACGUGUAUUAACAGAUAAUCCACCAGUGUUGUGUUUUGUUCGAUAAUCGGCUUAAAGCCUAUUAAAACAGGUGCCCGACAGGAUUUGUUGCCGCACGUUUUCGGAUGUGUUUUAACAUAUUUAAUUGUUGUGUAAAGUUUGUAGCCGGUCGCUCGGUUUAUUAAUAAGGGUAUGAUAAUGGUUCGUGAAAGAUAAGGCACUGAUAGGUGGAAAGGAUCGCUGUAUGAAGAAUUUCGCAAAUUCAUCAGUUUAUGUAUAUUUUUGGACGUCAUCGAAAACAUGGCUCCCUGGUAUUUUAUCGUUGUUGUGAUGCUGUCAGGAUGGGUUUCCAUUGUUUCUCUAGAGGAAUUUGCUGACUUUAAGGCCACUGCUGCUCCCACGGAACCCGCUGCCAAGGCAUUGCAUUUUGAUAUCAUGAAGAAACGUAAUUACAACAAACUAAUAAAGCCAUCAAGUGGACCUCAGAGUAAGCUGACAGUAAAAUUAGGCCUGCGACUGUCUCAGUUGAUUGACGUGAGUGAAAAGAAUCAGAUUAUGAUAAUCAGUGUGUGGUUGAGACAUGAAUGGUAUGAUGGAAGAUUGAAAUGGAACCCUGAUGAUUAUGGUGGUGUAGAUAAAUUACAUAUUCCAUCAGAUGAUCUGUGGAGACCUGACAUACUUCUAUACAAUAAUGCUGAUGGUGAUUUUGUGAUAACGUUAUUAACUAAAGCUACCGUAUAUAAUACGGGUAGAAUAGUCUGGGAACCGCCCGGUAUUUAUAAAAGUUACUGCCCAAUUGCCAUGGCUUACUUUCCUUUUGACAUGCAAGAAUGCUUUCUCAAGUUUGGUUCCUGGUCAUAUGACGGUACGGAAGUGGAUUUACAACAUUUCUGUGAUGGAAUCGAACAGCCUGGAGGUGAAAAAAUAAUCCUGAAGGGAAUAGACAUCAAAGAUUUCUAUUUCAAUGUUGAGUGGGAUAUAAUAAAUGUUACGGCCAGACGAAAAGUGAAAUUUUAUCCUUGUUGCCCCGAGCCUUAUCCGGAUAUAACGUUUAACGUUACUAUAAAAAGGCGAACCCUCUUCUACACUUUAAACCUUAUAAUGCCAUGUAUAUCAAUAUCUUGUUUGACAAUAUUGGUGUUUUAUUUACCUUCCGACAGUGGAGAAAAAAUUACAUUAUCUAUCAGUAUUUUACUGGCAUUAACUGUGUUCUUCCUUUUACUUUCUGAUAUUAAUCCGCCAACAUCAUUAGAGAUUCCGUUAAUAGGAAAGUAUUUAUUGUUUAUUAUGUUAGUAGUGACUAUGUCUAUAUUUUUGACGGUCUAUACGUUACACAUACAUUUUAAAACUCCGACAACACAUAAAAUGUCGCCUUGGGUUCGGAGAGUGUUUACUGAUAUUCUUCCACGGAUUCUGCUCAUGCGCAGACCGGAAUUUAAUCGCAAAAAAGGGAAAGUAGCAGUUCGAACGUGUAAUGGUAUAGAAAUGAGAGAGACCGAAUCACGCGAAUGGAACACCUUUGAAAAUGUUCAUCCGCCACCACCUGAGCUGGAACCUGACUUCAGUGUGGAUGUUAAUUGUACCAGUAAGUAUUCACCUGGUGUCAUGGAGGCCUUGACUGGUGUAAAGACAAUAGCAGAUAAUUUAAGAAAAGCAGAUGAAGAAAAUGCGGAAGUAAGAGAUUGGAAGUAUAUUGCUAUGGUGAUGGAUAGAUUAUUUUUAUAUAUAUUUACAACAGCGUGUUUUACUGGAACACUUAGUAUAUUUCUUUAUGCCCCAUCUCUAUACGAUCCCAGAUUACCUUUAAAUACCUCCGAUACAUCGGGAAUAUGUGUGUAUUAAUAUGUGUAUAUUAAUAUGUGUAUAUUAAUAAACUUUCUUUUAACCACGAGUGUUCGAUUUAACAGAUGUAUCAUGUUCAAUUUAUUACUGAAACAGAUAACAAUGAGAUGAAGAUUUUGUAAAGAAAAAAAAAAGUUUUUUUGGUUCAAAAUUUCAGGGAUUUUAGCUUAAACAAGCAUUGCAUUUGAACACCCAUGGUUAUCAGUCUUACCAGCAGGUCGAUAUUGUUAAAUUUUUUGAUAAAUUAUUAAGAAUUCGGAUUAAAAUCGCUAAAAACAAUACUUUUGUGCUCACACAAAUUACCAAUGUUCUAAACAUGUUUUAUUAAUUUAUUAUUAUUAUGGGGUGGGGUAUUGUUUUUGUUUAAAAAUGUUUGCCAAAUCUGUACCACUAUAUAUAUUAAGCUGAUAAUAUUAUAUAGCACUAUUCUUCUGUAAUUAUUUGAUAUUUGCUGCCGGUUUUGUCGAGUCGAAUCCCGUAUGGAACAGCAUGCUUGGAAUUUCUAAUAAGUCGUUAAGGACACGGUGUAAUGGGUUCUUUAUAUCUAGAAUAUUGAAUUCGUAAAUGGUCACCAAUAAUUUCUUGGUCACCCACUAACCGAUUUUCAUUUCCAUAUUAAAAGUGGAUUGCCUAUCGCCUACUAGUCUACUACGUCACUUAAUGUUCUCGGAAUACAAUAAGGGCCAUGGGAUCAUAUUUUGUGACACGUUUAAUGCAUUUGGUUAGCGUAAUCAACUGAUUGGGUAUAUUUACGAAGAAUAAGAUGGUGGGUAUUAUUAAGAACCCCAGUUAUAUGAACAUAAUGAAGACGGGUAUCUACAAUAUGACGAGAUGGAACUUGAACCCCUUCAAACCUAAUCGAUUGUUCCGGGAUUGAUUUAGACAACACAAUCGACAAACCGAGAUCAAUAUCGUAUCUUUUAUUUAAUUUGGCUGAAAACUGACUUUAGCAUCAUUUGUCUAUAUUUCCAUUUCUCAUCAUCUUUAUAUAUAAACAUAAAUGAACUGUAUUUAUAUAUUAUUUGUAUAUUAACAAUAUUUAUUUGUAAAGUGAUAAUAUGUAAAUGAUAAAGGAUAUAUUUGUUAUUUAAAUUAUUACCAAAUCAAUACAGUUAUUUAUUAAACCAUUUUAAUAUAAUGUUAGAGAUAUGGAACCCAGUUUUUGUUUGCUGCUGACUUAUAUAUGCUGUACGAAUUGCUUUGUCAUUAUCCGAAUGCUUAUUUUAAUUGUACAGAAUCACAACAUCGCCUUUUAAGAUGGUGUUCAGCAAAGUAUUGAAACUCUGCAGAAGAAUAAUUCCAUACGUAUAAUAAGCAAUGUUGCACAUAAAUUUAUAUUUCACACUUUUUGAAUAUUCAGAUAUUUUUUCAUUAAAAGGUAUCUUUUUUGGUUGGUAAAGGGAGACUUUUGGUUACCAUUUGUAAUGGGUGAAUCCCAAGGGUAUAUAUAGUCUCUGUACGUCAUUUGCAUUUUUCGGAUUAAUUCACGUUAAAUUGUACUCAAAUUGAUUAUUUAACAUUUAGUUAAGAAAAAUAUCAACGGUUAAUAAUCUCCAGGCUUGAAUUCAAUCUGAUUAAAAAAGAGGCCCAUCAAAAGAUUUUAGCAGAGAUUAUAUAGGUGGUGCUGCCUUUGACAUAUCCCGUAUACAUCGUGUGCAGGGGGUGGCGAAUGUUGACAAAUUUCAUUUCAUCAGAACUUUUUAACUGUUAUUCCUUUUAAAGACCCAACUUUCACAAUAUUGUAGUUUGCAAGUGAUUCCCGAAUCCCUCAAAUGACGUUCAGAGACUCUAUCGUAUGUGCUUAGAAAAUAGAAAAUGGCAUAAGAUUUAAAGAACUAUAUUAUGUGUUUGAAUGAACGAUCGAAUUAUCUUGGGUAUUACAUUAAGAAAAUUCCGUUUAUUUGACUUAAACCAUGCACAUAAUAAUCCUUAAGUGUGAGUGGGGAUCUCAAUAUGCUUCUGUCAAAAUAUUCAAAUUCGGGUGGCAGUUGUCGUACGAUAUGCAGGCUUAACCAAAAUACCCGAUACCUCUUCUAUCGUCUAGCCUAAUCCGCUUCAUAGACAUAACUUGGUGGGGUUCCUCCUAUAUUUCGAUUUAAUCUGCUUGUGAUCGAUUGCUAAUGGAUUUUAAAAGUUAAACGUACGAUAAACAAUUAAAAUUUCCUUAUUCGUUCUUUUAUUUAAGAAAUUCCAAUCUGUAUUUCUUUCUCUCAGUAAAAUAGUCAAACUAAUGGACUUUACAGUCAUUUGUUAUCAUUGCAGUUCGGUGGUAGACAUAUUGUUAUAAUGCUGCUUUAAUGAGUUCUGUACCAUUAAACCUCCAAGCUUUCUAGCAAAGGCGGUUUAAUUAUCUGUGGAUGUUGUCCUUAAAGGCAAUCCGUGACCGAGAGUUGUAUGGUGCUUCCAUGUUUAAUAAAGUUUUGUUAUAAUAUGCAAAUAAAGUAUUAUUAGUUAUUUCAAA
This is a messenger RNA of Patella vulgata (common limpet), 4783 nucleotides long. Its product is annotated as acetylcholine receptor subunit alpha-like. The transcript has 5 exons. NCBI's taxonomy places the organism in Eukaryota, Metazoa, Mollusca, Gastropoda, Patellidae. Gene Ontology annotation, cellular component: neuron projection; postsynaptic membrane; synapse. The record is from RefSeq and is a predicted model, not a curated record. Gene Ontology annotation, biological process: signal transduction; nervous system process; chemical synaptic transmission. Gene Ontology annotation, molecular function: transmembrane signaling receptor activity; acetylcholine-gated monoatomic cation-selective channel activity. The coding region runs from base 781 to 2322 and encodes 513 amino acids.